AUGUCUGUUGUGAAAGCGCUGGCCGAAAAAGGACACAACGUUACAGUGGUUACUUUACUCAAACCGAAAAUAUAUCACGAAAACAUAACAAACAUCCUAAUUCCACCGACGGAGAACAACCAAGCAAAAUAUGAAUCCUGGGUGGCCGAACUUUCAAAUGGCAAAUCGAAUAUUUUACAUGGCUUAGUAGUGUUGUUAACAACGAAUCGAGUGAAAAUCGAUAUGCAAUUUGAAGCUUAUGUAGACAAACGAUUUACCGCACUCUAUGAAAAUAGCGACAACCAGUUCGAUGUGGCCAUAUUGGGGUAUGCCCUCAACUACUACCAGCUGGCGAUUGGGGCGAAAUUCAAUUGUCCCAUCAUAGUGAGUUGGGUGCAACAGCCUAUGGAAGGCGUAAAUGCUUUGGUAGGAAAUCCCCGAGAGAUUUCAUAUGUAACCACGUUGAUGAACGCCAAGGCAACCGGAGAGGCGUGGAAUUUUGCCAAACGUUUGGAAAAUUAUCUUUUUGGUACCAUCUUAAAAGGAGUAACGCUUAUUAUUGAUCAUUUGAUGAGUGGAUAUUAUAGUAAACUCACGGCAGUGGACCCAAAUUUGCCAACAUUCGAAGCUAUGAAAAGAAAUGUUUCGCUUGUGUUUUGCAACAGCCAUUACAGUGAAGGACCUAUAAGACCACUCACACCAGCAACCGUGCUGAUAGGAGGCAUACAGAUCAAAGAAAAACCAGAUCCACUUCCAAAGAACAUUGCAGACUUUCUUGCUGCUUCGCAACAGAAUGGCGCCAUUCUCUUCAGUUUGGGCUCCAACAUUAAAGACUCACAUAUUAAACCCGAAAUAUUGCAAAUCAUUUAUAAGGUACUUUCUUCGCUCAAACAAAAUGUGAUUUGGAAAUGGGAGAAUUUAGCGAAUACACCGGGCAAUGCCUCGAAUAUACUCUACCAAAACUGGCUGCCACAAGACGACAUCCUCGCUCAACCUAACUUAAGGCUAUUCAUCACACACGCCGGAGCAGGUGGCAUUGCGGAGUCUACCUUUCAUGGUGUACCGAUGGUUGCGAUUCCAAUAUUUGCAGACCAACCAGCAAAUUCGCUUAAAAUUGUGUUGGAAGGGUUUGGUGUGGAAGUGGAUUUUAACCAACUGACUGAGAGAGCAUUUCGAAAUGCGAUCUCUGAGGUGCUCACAAAUCCCAGCUACGCAAAUAAAGUGAAAGCGUUCUCUAGGCUAUAUGGCGACCGUCCGAUGAGCGCCAGGCGAAGUGUAGUCUAUUGGACGGAAUAUGUGAUACGACAUCGUGGUGCUGCGCAUAUGCAGAGUCCUUUGGUGAAAAUGAACUACAUUCAAAGCGUCAAUUUAGAUGUGUAUUUGCUCAUUUUGGGUACACUUUUCGUUGUUUUCAAAUUGCUCCAAUUAGCGUGGAGAUAUUUGUGGAGUAAGGUAUUUGAUGAGAAGAUAGCAAAAAAGCCGAAAGGGAAGAGAAACUAA
Messenger RNA from Rhagoletis pomonella (apple maggot), 1479 nucleotides. RefSeq names its product UDP-glycosyltransferase UGT5-like. The record is from RefSeq and is a predicted model, not a curated record. NCBI's taxonomy places the organism in Eukaryota, Metazoa, Arthropoda, Insecta, Diptera, Tephritidae. Gene Ontology annotation, molecular function: UDP-glycosyltransferase activity. The transcript is spliced from 3 exons. Bases 1 to 1479 code for a protein of 492 amino acids.